Molecule: messenger RNA, 1380 nt
Organism: Galendromus occidentalis (western predatory mite)
Lineage: Eukaryota; Metazoa; Arthropoda; Arachnida; Mesostigmata; Phytoseiidae
Exons: 1
Coding region: 1-1380 (459 amino acids)
Biological process (GO): DNA integration
Molecular function (GO): nucleic acid binding
Source: RefSeq, a predicted model, not a curated record
AUGUCGACAGCCAGGCUGAGCCUCAUCAAACUUAUUCAACAGGAAUAUUUUCCCGAAGAAAUCAAUUCAGACAACAUCAGGGUCAGACCCAAGAGCAUUCUCUACCAAUUCAACCCGUUCAAGGGCGAUGACGGCCUGCUCCGCUGCAGGACUCGGCUAGAAUUCGCUCCGGAGUUGUCACAGGAACAGAAAUUUCCGAUCAUCCUCCCAGCGGACUGUAAUCUCUCCAGACUUAUCGUCAGAUACAUCCACGAGAAGAAAUGCCUACACUCCGGAGGCGUUUCCGGCCUUCUACAUAUUCUCAGAGAAGAAUUUCUCAUUAUUCACGCAAGGAAACUAGCGAGACAGGUCAUCUCCUCUUGCGCUACAUGCAAAAUCUUUCACGGCCAGGCCGCAAGCCUCCCAAUGGCUCCGUUGCCAGCGUUCAGGCUGGAAACGGCCCCACCAUUCUACCACACAGGUUGUGACUUCGCCGGCCCCAUAAAAUACAAGAACGAUUCAGGCGAAAAAGCGAAAAGCUACAUUCUCCUUUUCGUAUGCGCGGUCACCCGAGCGGUCCAUCUCGAGCUAACAACCGACAUGUCGACCUCAGAGGUCCUCGGUGCUCUACAAAAAUUCGUGAACCGAUACCCGUCGGUGACCACGAUCACUUCAGACAAUGGCUUAUCGUUCCAGAGGACAGCAAAGGAACUCAAACUCCUGUACGAUCACAUCAUCAACGGAGAAAUAAAGAAAUGGCUCGCAGACAAAUUCAUCAGAUGGAACUUCAUAACUCCGAACUCCCCUUCGCAUGGCGGCUUCUACGAGCGCCUCGUGCAAUCGGUCAAGCGACCGCUGAGGAAAGUUCUCGGAACAUCAGUUCCCCACUUCCGGGACCUGGAGGUGAUUCUGAGCAACAUCGAGCUGAUGAUAAAUAAACGCCCGAUCACGGCGGUAGCAUCAGGUCUCGACUCCACAGAAGCCCUCAGCCCGAUGGACCUUUUGCACGGUUAUCGAGGAGAUACAUUCUUUCCGCAGCAUGCGGCCAACCCGAUGAGAACCAAGGAUUCGGACAAGAUAAUUUUCUCCAGGAGAUGGACCUACCAACAGAGGAUCCUAAACUCAUUCUGGAAAAGAUUCCACCGCGAAUACCUGAGCUACCUAAGAUCUGCUCAUAACAGACUCCCCAUUCCGGCCAGGCCGCUGAAAAUCGGCGACAUUUGUCUGCUGGAAGAUUCGAACGCCAACCGGGCGUAUUGGCCCCUCUGUAAGGUCAUAGCACUCAAGAACGAGUCCGCACCUGAAAAAUCGAAAUCAUGCACAAUCAAGACGGCCACGGGCCAAAUCUUCAACCGUCCCAUCACGAAACUCUUCCCGAUAGAGCAUUCCCAGCCGAACUAG